GUCCUGAUGUCAGGGUGACAUGGCGCUGCAAAUCAUGAGGCGAUUUUUCUGCCACCUCCUGUGCAGAGAAAACAGUUUUCUUCGCCUGAUGACUGGCCAGUGGUGGGGUGGCUUUUUGAAAAAGGAAAGUUCUGGCCUGGACUGUGCUCAGGACGCGUGCAUUUUGCCUUUCCUAAGUGAUGAACUGCUCAGAAAGGAGGUGCCUGGUGGCCCCGUUGAUGUCCGAGCGCUCCCCACCCUCCUCACUUCUGGAGGAGCCCGGAAAUACUCUAGACACAAUUUUGGAGAAGAGAAUGCAAAGGGCUUACAAAAAGAGACCGCUUCUGCCCGCUUCUCCAGAAGAGGCACAGCGACUUGUUGAGUUUGUGUGUGGUGUUUCCUUUUUCUGCCACCAAACUAGGUGUUCCUAUUGUGUGGGAGGUGAAAAACAGCGCCCAACUCUAUUAAUAAGUAAAGCAACUGAAACAAAGGGAAAAUUGAAUCCCCGUUUUGCUUUUUCUGCUCAUUACAUCCAGUUAAUAAAGGAGGCUUACAAAUCCAGCAGAGAUCUGUUUGCAGGAACUAACAGAAGAAAAUAAACAAACAAAUGAAAACAAAUCCGAUGGAGAAAUGUGAUCACUGAUUAAAUUGUGUUUGCAGUGCCUAAAGCCAGAUGAACGAUUCAUUCACUGUAAGUCAGAAGAUGACUGUACCAAGCGUACCAUUCGCUGUAUGGGAAAUCUACAGCUACUCUAGAAAGUGAAAUAGGAGUGCCUGUUCUUAUCCCUUACUUGACUGCCUCGUAACUGCAAGUGCUGUAAGAGCUUCAGAAGGGUGGAAACCAGUAAAAAAAAAAUUCCAAUUGUGCAUCAAAAUUUAUGCCUAUUAAUUCUGAAAUAAGCACGAUAGUCUAAAUGUCAUAAAAUUCUUUCUACUUGGUAGCUGCGUAAAAGUUGAUUUUGAAACAGCAAAACCUAAUCUUCCUAUUAUGUGGCAAUUCUCCUUCCUGAAGCUGGUCACAAUAUUUGCUUUAUUGUUGGCUUUCUCUAAAUAUGAUUACACACUCACC
Molecule: messenger RNA, 1048 nt
Organism: Saimiri boliviensis boliviensis (Bolivian squirrel monkey)
Lineage: Eukaryota; Metazoa; Chordata; Mammalia; Primates; Cebidae
Source: RefSeq, a predicted model, not a curated record